Molecule: messenger RNA, 1713 nt
Organism: Histoplasma mississippiense
Lineage: Eukaryota; Fungi; Ascomycota; Eurotiomycetes; Onygenales; Ajellomycetaceae
Exons: 8
Coding region: 1-1713 (570 amino acids)
Biological process (GO): transmembrane transport
Molecular function (GO): transmembrane transporter activity
Source: RefSeq, a predicted model, not a curated record
AUGCCCCUCCUCGUGAAUCCCUUCAGGCAACAGGACCACUCGUCCUUCCCUGGCGUCGUGGUGCCCCUGGCGCAGGCCCCGCGCCACCGGAAAUUCUCCCACUCCAACCCCAACCCUGGAGACGGCGACAAGGCGGACAAUGUGGCAGAGAAGGGCUCAUCGUCUUCCCUGAGUGACCGGCAGUACUCCGGGUGGACCGUGGAGGCCAUCAGGGCGGAGGUGGAGAGCGAUGCAGCGACGUCGGGCAGGGAUACUGCAUAUGACCGGAAAUCGAAAGUCAUCAACUUGGCCAUCCAGGAUAUUGGGAUGGGGAAGUAUCAAUGGCAGCUGUUUGUGCUCUGUGGGUUUGGUUGGCUGGCGGAUAACCUCUGGUUACAGGGUGUUGCUUUGACCUUGCCUAGUCUCUCGGUGGAAUUUGACAUUGACGCUUCAUACGUCCGCUUCACCACUUGCUCUCUGUUUGUUGGCCUGUGUGUCGGCGCCGUGUUCUGGGGCACUGCGUCGGAUAUGAUCGGUCGCCGUCUCGCCUUCAACCUGACCCUUCUCAUCACUGGCGUUUUUGGGCUUGCUGCGGGUGGCAGCCCAACUUGGGUUGGGGUCUGUUCUUUGUUCGCAUGCCUGGGCUUGGGAGUCGGCGGUAAUCUUCCAGUCGAUGGCGCGCUGUUUUUGGAAUUCCUGCCCUUUGCGUCAGGAAAUCUUCUGACGAUGUUGAGUAUCUGGUGGCCCGUUGGGACCCUUGUUGGAAGCAUGAUCGCCUGGGGCCUCAUCCCAAAUUUCUCCUGCGACCCAUCCGCGGUACUUUGCACGAAGGAAAACAACAUGGGAUGGCGAUAUCUAGUCAUCACGCUGGGCGGGCUGACAUUCGUCAUGUUCCUAUGCCGAUUCUUCCUGUUCCAUCUCUACGAGUCGCCCAAGUUCCUGCUCUCCCGGGGCCGCCAGGCCGAUGCCGUAGCCACGGUCCAUGCUAUAGCGUACAAGAACGGAGCCAACACCUGGCUGACUUCUGAGAUCUUGAACGAGAUUGGCGGCUACCCUGAGGAAAUCCCCGCUGAGGAGCAGAAGCUGUCGAGUGCGGAGGUUAUCAAGCGGCAGCUCGCAAAGUUUUCUGGCCAGCGUAUUGCACCGCUUUUUGCGACCAAGAAGCUUGGGUUUACGACUGUUCUUCUUUGGAUCUGCUGGGCCACCAUUGGCAUGGGAUACCCCCUUUUCAAUGCUUUCCUGCCCCAAUACCUGGGGAAUAACGGAGAAACACCCGUCUCGAUUGUCUACCGCAACUACGCCAUAACCGCCGUCGUCGGCGUCCCAGGCUCCAUCCUGGCCUGCUACACCGUCGAUAUCCCCUACAUCGGCCGCAAGGGCACCAUGGCCAUCUCCACCGCGCUCACUGUCGUGACGCUCUUCUGCUUCACCAUCUCCACCGACCCGGACGUCCAGCUCGCCUGCUCAUCCCUGGAGGCCUUCUUCCAGAACAUCAUGUACGGCGUGCUGUACGCGUACACGCCCGAGGUGUUCCCCGCGCCCAACCGCGGCACCGGCACGGGCAUCGCGAGCUGCCUGAACCGCAUCUGCGGCCUGCUGGCGCCCAUCGUUGCCAUCUACGGCGGCAGCGCGAAUCCCAAGGCCCCGGUCUAUGCGUCUGGCGGGCUUAUGCUGGCGGCGUUUGUGGCGAUGGUGCUAUUGCCUAUUGAGACGCGGGGGCGGGCGAGUUUGUAG